AUGUGUGAGCCCGAGGUCACGGCAGUGGAAGUCAACCAGCGGGACCUUGUCGACAAAGUCCUCGCCCGUUACCCAGAGGAGUUCACAGUGUUCCGAGAACUGUUGCAAAAUGCAGACGAUGCUGGGGCCAAAAACUUCAAUAUUGUAUUUGAGAGUCCACGUGGACGUGCAAGUAAUGGGACGACACCAGGUCUCAAUUCAGCUAAGGUCUUCAAAUGGGUUGUCAAGAAUGACGGUGUCCAGUUUGAACCCGCUGACUGGAAGCGUCUAACGAAAAUUGCCGAAGGCAACCCGGAUGAACGCAAGAUUGGUGCAUUUGGACUCUUUGUGAAGAAAGAAGAAUGUGACUGCGACAAGUGGACUGUGAUUGAGAUGGAGUUGAAGCAGGAGUCGACUAUCCCACGGAUCUUUGAACUCACGCGAUUUCUAGUAACCUCCGUGACAUUCCUGACCCGCGUUGAACAUGUUGAGAUCUUUCUGGACGACACUAAGUUGUCUCAUUUGACAAAAACUCGGAAAAAGGCCAGUCAGUCAAUAGCCAUUUCGCAGCAUAUGAACAGAAAAAGCCGGGAUGGAACCAUGACCAUUGAUUCUGUUGAACUGAUGUCCCAGGAGGUCAAUGUUAUAUUCUUUGGAGAUACGCUCAUCGGAGGUCCAAAAACUCUCGCUGCACGUGCGGAACCGGAAGAAGGUGGAAAUCCAGCAAAAUUCAAGAAUUUCUUCUCAAUGGAGAAAACACCGAAAUCGAAUGGAAUAACCGCAGCUCCAAAAAUAGCAGCAGCUGCUUCUGAAACCUCCAGUUCCGAAUCUAGCGUCCAAUUCUCAGCGAAAUGUUCCAUUUACUCUGCAAAAGUUACUGUUUCAGCGAAACCGAAUCUGGAGAAGGGUUUGGAAUCCGCAACGAAGAAAAAGCUUCCCAAAGAUUUCCCAUUUGAAAUGGUUUUCUUCAGUAAGGACGAGCACGAUAAGCAGUCGCAAGAAGAAGCAGGGUUUGGAAGCGUCUUCCGUGGUCCCCAAGGAUUUUGUCCCCAGUUGGAAGCACCACACCCUCCUCGAAUCUUCAUCGGGCAAAGUACGGCUCAAACGACAGGCAUGGCUUGCCACAUGUCUGGCCGUUUUAUUUCAACUGUGGAAAGAGGCUCUAUUGAUCUUGCCAAUGGUCACGUCUCCAAAUGGAAUGAAGAGCUCCUUUACGUUGGAGGCUUUUUGGCGAGGAUUGCUUAUGAUUCCGAGAUGAACAAAGUAAAGGACGCGUGGUCGACGCCGUCGAAACAAAAUGCGGAACAACUAGAACUAGCCCUGUAUGCGAUGAAGUCCUUCGUCUUCCAUCCUUCCACCCCCGAUCCGAAGGUAUCCCAGAUUAUCAAGGAUGCAUUCUACGCUUGUUCGGAGUCAGAUAAAUUCCCGUUCAUAUCUGAUCAAGGGAUUCGGUACACGAAGGACAUCCGUUUGUACAAUCAUCAAUUCGCUCACUUCAUGCGCACCCCAGUAUUCCCAACGGAACUACGUCCCAUAUUAACAUCGAUGACGCUUCCCAAGCAUCUCCAGAUUGGGCCGUACACGUUCAGAGAUGUCGUGAAAGAACUGGAUUCGCGGUGGCUGAGUGAGUCGGAGAUGACCGCUUGCUUGCGUUGGUGGAGCACUUCACUUGGAAGCCGGAGUCCUUUGGAUGAACAGCAGAAAAGGUGUCGGGACGAACUGCUCAAAGUAGGCAAAACACAUUCCGGGGGGAAGGAAGUCAGACUCAGCUCCAUCAGCAAAUUUAUCGAUGGACGAAUGCUGAAUAUUCGCCGUCCGGAUGACCCUUUGCCAGACGACACCAUACCCCCAGCACUUAUCCAAAUGACAUUCUGGAUUCCGGAGGUUUUUGGAUGGAAAGAAAUGUCGAUCAUACACUGGCUUCGACACCUCAAGAACAGUCCGCCAGAUCGAGCGCAUGAUAUCAGCCAUACGCCCAGUUUUGCGCAACACGUCCUCGGCGUCCUCGGUAACCUUUGGCCUUCACUAGAUGAAAAUAGUCGUUCCGAAGUUCGGGAGAUUUUAGAGGAUAUGAAUUGCAUACCUACGACCAUCUCGAACGUACCUUACAUGAAGCGACCCAAGGAAGCGUACUUCUCUGAAGCCGACGUCUUUCGCGACCUUCCUAUCGUUAGACAGGACCUCUUGGAUUACGGCACAGACCAGGCAUUGCAAUAUCUUGGGGUGCAGAAACGGUGUGACAUUGAAACAUUCAUAUCCAAGGCGAUGAGCAAUGAUAAAUGGAAUGCCAUGGACCUGGCGAGGUAUCUUAUUACAUCUGCUCAGGAACAUGUGACUCGCGUCAUGGGGAUGGAGAUCUUUCCAUGCAAUAAUAAUGAAAGACGUCAUAUCAAGGAGCUCUUCGCAUCCACAGAAACCAACCGGGCACUCAAACUGCACGUAAUCAAUUGCGACUACUGGGAUUCAAACACCCAGGAAGCACUAUUCCUCAUUAGACAUGGGUUACACGAAUACCCUUCAAUAGAAGAACUCAUCCCUAUCGCAUCUUCUGAGGAUGACCAUGCUGCUAGGCGUGCUGCAUUCGCGUUUCUUUGCGGACCACUGUAUGAACCACACCUUGAAAGGCAGUUCGACCCGUCAAAGUUCUCUACGUUCGCCUUCAUCCCUGGCGUCAGAGACGGGAAAAUUUGUCAAAUCCCCCAUGGCGAGGUGUUCUCGGAUCCAAACUGGAAGGUGUUGGGCUUCGGUCACCUGUCCGACCAGUUCAGCAAGAAGAAUAUUGCAAAGCUGAAAAUUCGAGAUCGCCCUACCGCUGAAAAGCUAUUCCAGGUUCUUCAAUCGACUCCGCCGAAAGAUCCGCAAAUUGCAAAGAGCUGGUUUAAGUUUCUUGCUGAAAAAGGAGGCAAGCAGUCUCAUAGCCCGGGCGUUUUCUUUUUCUCGGCAGGAGAAUUCGAAAGGAUCGCAGAAUUGAAAAUUGUUCCCGUCGAGGUGUCUUCCGAGCAGCCACAAUCCAGUAAAUCCUAUGAGCCAGUGGCUCCUCGUGAGUGCUUCCUGAAGUCAGAAUCAUACUCCGAGGACCAUUUCUACCAGCGGCUGUUCAAGUUUGUCGACUUCGGGCCUAGUGCCAAUGCCUUCUUAAAAGCCUGUGGUGUUAAGGAACGCCCUGAAUGCAUUGAUGUUCUCAGAGUUCUCCUGAAAUGUCCAAAAACGUUCCUUAAACUAGCUGGGGACGACCAUGAGAGAUACUUGACUGAGCUGCGUCUGAUUGCGGUUGGUCACAAGUCUCUUCCUCGAAAGAUCCACGAAGAAAUGCGCACUGCCUCGAUUUUCUUAGGAUAUCGACAAGGGAAAGGCGGUAUUGGCCGGGAUGGGUACAGUCACGAAGCAGACGAGUUUGAACUUUGCAAGGCCGAAGGAGUAUUGGUCGCAGACGACAUGGAAAGUCGUCGCACCUUUGGCGACUGCAUUUUCAUCGCUCCCCAGGAGGAGUUGUUAGAAAAGUUUUACUCUGAAAUGAAAGUCAAGUCGCUGAGUUCUUGCAUCAAAUACACUGUGGAACCAGGCAAGGAGUUGCUGGACGCACGCAGUGCCCGCGACCUUUUAAAUUCUAUCAUUGACAAGAUACCUAUUUUCCUCCAUGAGUUCGACGAACCACGCUUUAGAGAUGGAAUGCGCCUGUUACGGUGGCAUGACGACAAUCAAUUUUUCGUGCGAGCUUGCCGAAAGCUUGACGUCACGAAGAGAUUAGACUUCCCCAAUGCGACUAAUGGACUUCAGGGACAGAAAGCGCACCCUACCGAACUCUCUGCUGAGACGCAAUCCAAGGAUGGCCUGCAUGUGCUGUGGAUCAAGGAGCCAAAGGCUGACAGUUAUGAUGUAGCAGCAGCUCUGUGUCGCCUGCUGUUCUCUACCUAUAAAAAGAAUGAUGUCCUGUCUCUUAUGACUAUAUUGGACACAGACGUUAACGUCCUCAAGCGCCGUGGUUACGAUGUCGAUAGAAUUCUCUCGGAGUAUCGCGAGAACCUUGAAAAGGCUGAACAUGGAGAAAAUCCUUGCAAUGGGGCGCCACCCGGACCUGUUCAAGCUUCCCCCCAAGAUGCAUCCUCGGAAAGCGAAUCAACCUGUGACAAGCCGGAGUCCGUCAGCAAAUUCACGAAGUUUUUGCAUCGGUUUCGCAAAGACCCCAGGUUGGGUCAGAUCAAGCUCAGUGAGAUAGAAAACUCCAUUGAGAAGGUGAAGAAUAUCAUGAAGGAAGAGGGCGGCGAUAACGACUCGCACAUCAGCAAUAGGGAACAGGUUGGUGGAGGGAAGAAGCAGAAAAAUGUCGCAUACUGCGAUGAGAAGAAGGUUGCAAAGACGGAUCUCGAAGAAUGUGAGGGCCAACACGUCGGGCAAGUCAAAGUCUGGAAGCGAAAGGGGACAGUCUUGGGUGUUCCCUCAAGGGAACGCGAAGCCUUUGGGAAUAUCAUUAGUAACCUCGCAACAGUCUUUUCAAUCAAUCAGACACGAUGUCACGUAUUCUAUCAUGGCGAAGACUCGAAUCUGAUGGGUUUCAACCGCAAUGAUCAGAUAUUUUUCGGUCUGGAACACUAUAUACAGAACCACAAAGAUGCCCCUGCUGGAAAAGCUUACAUUGACUGGCAAGUACACAAAAUUCUGUCCUUCAGCAUUUACUAA
This is a messenger RNA of Suillus plorans, 4656 nucleotides long. RefSeq lists its product as uncharacterized. The transcript is spliced from 25 exons. The record is from RefSeq and is a predicted model, not a curated record. Bases 1 to 4656 code for a protein of 1551 amino acids. NCBI's taxonomy places the organism in Eukaryota, Fungi, Basidiomycota, Agaricomycetes, Boletales, Suillaceae.